Molecule: messenger RNA, 22747 nt
Organism: Gallus gallus (chicken)
Lineage: Eukaryota; Metazoa; Chordata; Aves; Galliformes; Phasianidae
Gene: SOX6
Product: SRY-box 6
Exons: 15
Coding region: 13698-16070 (790 amino acids)
Biological process (GO): regulation of transcription by RNA polymerase II; positive regulation of chondrocyte differentiation; cell fate commitment
Cellular component (GO): nucleus
Molecular function (GO): RNA polymerase II cis-regulatory region sequence-specific DNA binding; DNA-binding transcription factor activity, RNA polymerase II-specific
Source: RefSeq, a predicted model, not a curated record
ACCUGAAGAGCUGAUAAUAUUGUUCGGACUGUCGGUGUGGAAUGGCAAAGCCAGGUAAGCUAGACAUCUUCUGAAAGAAAUAAAAGCUUGUAUUUGUUUUUCAUUGAAGAAUUUAGAUUUUAAAGAAUCUCAGUUGCUUUACUUAAGCUGUCAGCAGAUGAAACAGCAUGUGUUGAUCCUCAAUUUCCUCCCUUAUUAAUGAAAUAAAAUAGUGGUUUAAUGUUGGUAAGAAGAACUACGAGCUAUGGAGUAUAUUUAACUGUGAAAUAUCUUAACAAUUUUUUAAUUGUUUUGUGGCUAAGUGUGAGAAUUGAUCACAAAACCUGAAGAGUUCUUUGCAACAGCAAGCUAAUGUUGCUUUAUAAUUCUUUCUUUAGUUGUUCUUGAACAUAUUGUGAAAGUUUAUGGAAGCUUUUAUGUUGCAGAGCUUUUUUACUUGCAGGGUUAUUAGACUUCAGUUUUCACAUAGUAUGAAUGACGUAUUCAAAUUUGUUUGGAAAUACUGUGAACAUGUUUGUUUUCAUUAAAAAAUAUAUAUUUUUUGGCAGGGCUUCAAAAUCUAUGAUCUCUAGUUAUAAGAAAAUGGAUGUUUCGUAAAUGUGCCACCAUGUUUAUAUAGAGAAAUGCAAAUCAAACCAUUAGAUCAAUUGGACAUAAUCUUCUAAUUUUACUGAUUUUACUUAAGUCUCAUAACUCUGUUGGGGAAAAACUUUGAUAUUUGCCUUCUAUAUUUAUAUUGAUUAUUUUAAUAGGUAGUGUGAGCACUUACAUUUUCAACAGCCUUCACUAUUUUGUUUAUUAUAUGUCUAAAAUGUUGUCAAUAGUAACAGCUAAAUACUGUAGAACUUAGAAAGUUUUUUUUUUCCUAUGUUGGACAUUGUUACUUGAAUUAGUAGCAUUUUAAAAAAUUCUGAUUUGUUGUAGAAUGGUAUUAAAUAUGCAUAUAGUGUUGCUAGAGUAUCUGUUGUGGUGAAAGAGAGUUUGUAAUUCUCAGAUUUUAACUUAUUUCUAUGUAGUAGCCUGAAAGCUACCUGACAGAGAUUGUGGUGUUACAAGAAUUUAAAAACAACAGAUUAAAAGCAAAGCAACCUAAGUCUGAAGGCUGAGUCCCUGUAGCAAUUUAGUUCGACGUGGUAACCACACAGAAAAGAAGAAAGUUUUUGAUACGGCCUAGGGCAAAGGCGAAAGGGAAAGAAGGCAGGAACAGGCAGUGAAGAAAGUGAAAAGGGAAGUGACAUUGGUUGACAGGCCUUGCUGUUUUACCUGUGACUUUGGCCUACUCGAGCAGAGGCAGCUGGUGUCCAGCUUCUCUAAAGAGUGGCCCAUCAACUUUGAGUAAAGAGAAGUGCCAGAAUUUCUGAGGAUAGAGCUAGCAGUGCAACAGAUGGAGGUGUUUUGGAAGCUCUGCUAAACAUUCUGAUACAGGGUAGCAAAUAACUUCUAGUGGCACAGUUUAUCCCAGUAUUUUUUAGAAGAAGGACCUCACAAAUGAGCUGCUUUGCCUGACUUUGAACACUAGAAUCUAGGGAAUGUGUAAAGAGCAAGAAAACCGAUGAUGCAAAAUUAUCAACACAGGAAAUGAUAUACGUGGAAAAACAAGAUUGUAAUUAGUGGAGGAAAGUAAGAAACUGAUUAGAGGAAUGAAGUUUCCCAGAUGUUUAAGGCAAAAAUGAAAGUUAAAUUAGAGAAGCUCUGCUAACUAGUGUUGGAGAAGAAUGCUUGAUUCAGAAUGGGAAAGCUACUUGUAAAAUUAGGAAAGAGCUGGCAACUGAGUUGAGCUCAAAUGUUUUACUGCACGAGUGAAUCUUUGGAAUGCUCUGCUUGGAACAUCAUCAGGAACAACCAGUGUAGUUCUGUGGAAAACAACAACAACAAAAAACCCAGCAACACAAGUCCAACAAAAUUAAACCUGCUGCGUGAUUAUUUGGAAUGAGUAAAGGUUGUUAUUGGGUUACUGUUUGGGUUUUGUAGAAGUAUUUCAGGAUUUAUUGUAUUUUCUAUGCACGUGUAGCUGACAUCUGAGCUCUAACACUGUACUGGUUCAAGUGACAGACUUUAAUAAUCAUUUUCAAAUCUAUUGUUUUAGUUUAUUACCAGAAUCCUGAAUCAUCAAAUACCACCUACCCGCAACUAAAGAGAAACAGUCUUGGAAAAAUUCAGCUAUAAGCCACUGUAAAUUAUCUGUUAUUUAACUUUCAUAAUUUAUAGUAAUAUGAUAAAAGUAACAUUCUUAAAUAUAAAAAGAAGAAAAAAGAGCAGAAACUCUUUUGUGCUCAUUCCAGUGAUUAAUUUCAAACUUAGCAAUAUCAUAUAAAGUAAAAAAAAUCCCCCCCACAGCCAUUUCUUCAGGGUUCUACUUUUUCUUGCUUUUGUGCCAGUCAUAGCUUUUCAGUUGUCUGUUUAAAACAGAAGAAAAAUUUUUUAAAAAGUUUGCCGUAGUUUGAUGUGUCUGGAAUUGGUUGAUAAGAACAUCAUCUGAUUUAGUAGAAGUAGCUUCACGGAGCAUGUUAAGUGAAAUUGCUGCCUUUUCUUCAAUGCAGACUGCCUUGCUCCUGGCCUCCUCAAAGGAUUGAGGCUUUGUGAUGAAUUUCCAGAGUAAUUUCCAGAGGUUUCUGACUAACCAACUGUACAUCUGGAAACAGCUGCAAUUUGGGGGCAGCUGCUGAAGCAGCUUACCUGCAGCAAGCAAACCCUUCCUGUUAUGACGUGGUUGGGACUGUAAGAUGACAUGAUCGGUGGGGUGGAGCUUGAAAUAUCUACAUGUUGCUUCAUUCUCUACUUUAUAAAAGCCUGGUGCUAGCAAGACACUUGUCUGCAGAAACAGAUGGCCAAAGCAAAGGUUGGGCCAGAGUUUUUUGUUUCUUGGACCACACCUCAUCUUUGAUGACAGUAUUGGAGAGAGAAUAUGUUUCAGUUCAUUAGGAGCUCAAUGAGGCUAUGUGGAUAACACUGAAGUAUUUUAUAAGAUUCAGUGUGAAGCUGCAUAGUUCAAGGAAGCUCAUGUCUUAUUAGCUAUGGCUAAGGUCAGUUAUCCACACAAUGAGGGGGAAACUCUUUCAUAAACAAGUAGAUAAAUAUGGUGCAGCUGGUGCUUAGCUGUGCUUUGGGCUAUUGCAUUACCAAAGGAGCUCACGGUCAGCUCCAGCUCUUGAAGAGUCCUUGCAGAGCAUCAGCAGCUUUGGGUGGCUGGAUGCAAAAUUACUAGGGUGCAUCAUAAAAAAAAAAAAAAGGAUAAAUUCAGGACAAGAGAGACAAGGGAGGAUAUAUGUAGAAGCACAAGUCUACUUUUAGAAGAAGGUAAAAUUUGAAAUGUUAGAACUGAAAAGUAUUUAAACCUAUGAAAUUGAAACAAUAAAUAAAGCAGACCACUAAGUCUAAUGGCUUGUGGGUUUUACUUUCAACACAAGCUACUAAGUGUUCAGUGCUUUUAGAAAAUGCCAAGGUUUGUAGGUAUCCGUCAUCUCUUGAUCAAUCACUGAUAAUGUAGAGAGAAAUCUUUGAAGAUUUCAUUUUGGCUUUGGACUAGCAUUUUUACUGUCUGAUGGAAAACAGUAUUUUAAACAGCUGCAAAGAGAGAAUAGCAUGAAGAGUUAAUUGAAUCAUAUGAUGUUGGGGGGAAAAUAUUUUGUUCCUUUUUUUCCUCAUUAGAAGUAGAAGUUACACGUGUUCUUUAUUAUAUCCAACAUAUUUCAAUAGUGUUUUAAAAGACUUAUAAAACAGUGAAUUUUUGAAGACACAUUUUAUUUUCAGCUCCUAAGUCUUGGAGUAAUCAAAUGUGUCAUUUUUCUUUAUCUGAAUAUGGUUUUGUGGUAGAAGUGGAUGAUAGUUCCUAAUAUCCAUAGAACUGUAAAACGUAAUCCUCUUAUUGUUUUUUUACAGAGGCAUUGGUUGUAUUUUAUAGAUGUUAUGGAGAAUCUGUUAGUAUUUCUUCCAAGAUAGUACAAAUCAGCAUUUGUGCAAUUAUUAAUUAUUCCAAAUGUCUUAAUUGUAGCUAAAACAACAACAAAACACACACACAAACCCAGCAAAACCCAACAAAUUAGCUCUAAUUGUAUUCACCCAAGUUUGUGGGAGCCAAAGGACAGUAAUUGACUGUUGUCCCACAAACUGCUCUGUUUUACUAACCAGACUGAUGAGGCUGGGCUUUGCAGGUGUUCAGUGUAGGAGGUAAGCAGUAGUAUUCCUGCAAACCAGAGAUUUGUCAGGACCUCUAAUUAAAUAGGACAGACUGACCAACCUCUAUUGCCCUGGGAGAAAGGCAAAGUUGGGUGCUUCUGUGCCAUAACUCAAAGAUGCAGCCAACUGCUUAGGGGUAUCAGGAAGGAAGAUGAUCCUCUUUUGACCUCUCUGCCGAAUGGAUAGGGGUGGCUCAUGUAGGCUGUAUAUCAUAGUUCCUCUGAAACAUGGUAGUUUAUGUGCAUGUGCAAGUUUCCUACCAUUUUACAGUGAGAGAAUCAUCUAUUAAACUUGAGUGUGAAUUACAGCAGGCAAAUCCUAACUAUUUACCUUCAUUUUCUUUCAAACAGACUUUUCAUUGUGACAUUUAUUUAAUUUAGACUUUAAGAUAUUUGUUCUACUCUCCUAUUAGCUUGGAUUAAAAAAAAAGGCACAACAUAUACAUAAGCAUACAUCUCAAUUUUUCCAUGAAAAACAUGAGUUAAAUCAUGUAUGUCUUUGUUCUUCUUUUAACCAGGGCAAGCUUUCAGCAUUUAUUGGAGUAACUAAUUUAUUGGAGUUACUAGUGCUUAUGUUGAAUCAUUCUUGUCUGUGAUUUUUCUUUGCGAGAAAUAUUUUUUGUACAUUGAUUAUUUCUUCUCCUCUCUCCUUCUCCCUUAGUCUGUUUAGCACUAUCAUUGUGUUAGGGGCACACUUUCGAGGCAAAAAUAACUAGCUGCUGGUGACCCUGUGCAACUGUCUGGUAAACAGUGUUGUUUAAUGUAAAGGUCAGAUAAAAAUUGUUUUGUUUUACGUUCCUAGUAGGAAGGGAGCUGCUGUGUUAUAAGUGAGAGAAUAAUAACCUGCUUUUCAGCUACUGCUUUUCAGGAUUCAGACCUGGGAGCUGAGUGCAUACUUGUCUAGAUCUUCUACAUGAAAGAAGGAGCAAAGCUUUGGAAUUGUUGUUGAAGUCAGCUAAAGCAAUCAGGAAUAGCAGUUUGUUUCAGGAUCAGGUUCUGCUUUAAGUUAUGUCACUAUUGUUCUGAAGUUUAUGAACUUUGCUAUGAUUAUGCUCUCCUCCAACUGUAAUGUGUAAUCCAGAGAUACUGUGCUAUGUCUUCUGCUAUCUGUCUGUAGCAUGCAAAUAAAAUGAGUGAAAAGUGACUACUUCAUCUGCUAGUAUCAAUAGUAACAGCCUUAUUGUGCAUGAGAUGUCAUUUUUUCAUUUUCCUAAAAUCGAUGUUUUCAGGGAAUAAAUUAGAAAUGUAGAUGGGUUCCAGGAAAAAAAAAAAAAGUAUUUAUGUGCUGUCAGACCAUUAGCCUUUAAGGGUACAGUCAACAUGCUUAGUUGGUAGGUGAUCGUAGAAGUCUUGGAAACAAAAUUGCUUGCACGCUUUCAACAGCUUAGUGGCUGCUGAAAUAUAGGAAGAAUGAUUUACUACAUUUGUAUCAUUGAAACACAACUAAUUCUUAGUUGAAUUUUAAUUCAUCAGUGGUGAUGUUCUGAUUUUAAUUCUACAUCUCCAGCAGUCCAGCAACUCUUUUACUUUUAAAAAUGUGCCCAUAUAUCUGAAUACAUCUUCAUAAAUUAUUAAAACCGUACCAAAUGGAUUGACUGAUGCCAGUCAAGUCUAGACAGACUGAACCAUGCAGCAAGCAGUUGAGAGAAAAAAUAAUAUUUAUUGUUAUUUUAAAAAUAUCUAGCUUUGUGAACCUGAACAAUGAUUGUUAGACCUAGAUUAGGAAGUGAUCAAUCCUUUAGAAUAUUUGUUAGUUAAGAUUUUGUUCUUGUAGUAUGAUGUACAUAAUGCAGUCAAAUAGUGACUAUAUUAGUUAUUUUAGGACUCCUUACUAACAAUUAGCUUAGUGAAUUCCUUCCACAUUCUGUACGUGUGCAUCUGUCCAACCAAUGUAUAGGUAUAUCCAGGUUGUAUAUUUCUUUUAAGUCUACAUGUUUAUUUAUGUGUAUACAGAAGUAUACACAGAAAUACAUAAUUAUGCACCCACAUACAAGUCUUUGUUGUCCUGUAUUUAUGUAAAAAUAUAUUUACAUACAUAUACAUGCAUAUAAUACACAUUUAUAUACACAUACAUAAUAAUAUUCUAUAUAAUUUUUAUGUUAAUAUUAGGUACAAAACUUCAUACUUCUAUGUAUACAUGUGUUUGUCUUGUGCAUCAUUCCAAUUUCAGAGAUGACAUUCUGGAUUUUAGAGGAGUAGUACACUAUCAGCCAGAAUAUUGAGAAUUGAUAAGAUUGGUAUUGAUUAGUUUACUUCUGAGUCUUCCAGACUAUUUGUAGCUGUUUUACUUACAAAAGGGUUGAGACUGUUCCAGCACAUCAGUGGUCUUAUAACCAUCCUGACAAUCCACCUUGCACUUUCAGGACUUACAAUUCAGGGAGGGAAUUGGACGUUGUACUUAUUUACAUAUUACCUAAAAUAUUUAUUAAAUUGCUUUCAGAGAUUACAGAGGUCAUAUAAAUGAUCUUUGUCAACUUGAUUUCCAGCCCUGCCCCCACUCCCAAUAAUUUAAAUGAAAAAGCUAUCAUAGACCAGUUUCCACUCCAUAUCUGUAGAAGUAGCAUGAUCAUUAACUUGAUAAAUCUCACCACAUGAGGUGUCCUCUAAUUUAUUUGUUAGUCUGCAAUAUAAUUCCUUUUCUUGUUGUUUGUAUUGCCUUUCCUCUGGAAUGCCAUAAUCUUCUAACCUGUGUUUUGUUGUUGUGAAAGCUGUAAAUGUACCAAAACAAAAUAGCUUUCAUGUGCUUUUGUUGUUGUUGUUAGAAAAUAGUUUUUAUGAUUUUAUAGUUUUUAUCUAUAAAUGUUUCCUCCUUUUUUUUUUUCCAGUAUUAAUCCUACUUUGCUGAUCAAACCUUUCCAGUUAGAAGACAUGUUUAUCACUUUUCCCUCAAAUAGAAGAUAAUAAAGUACCCAUGCUUUACAGCUUGAACAUAUAUAAAACCUUUUUCUACAGCUUUGAAGCCAAUGGACAAGUGAUCAAUCCCAAUGUCAUUUCUUUUUGUUUAUACUCUGAAAGAGAGCUUUUCUGCUGAAAUAUUUGUGCCUGCAUUUUUUAAAAGUCUUACAGCAGAUGGCUCUUAAAUUACCUCUAUCAGUUUGUAAUCACAGAGAAAUACAGUUGAAAAUUUAGAGAAAUGUAAUCCUUUGUUACACAAUAAUUUUAAGUUACUGUUUGAAAAAACAUUUAUAGGUUGAAAAUCAUGGAUUAAAUAGUGACAUAGCACAUUAUAUUGUACUUGAUGACAAAUGCAGGAUGCAAUAUAGAAACACAGAAUGAUGAAUCUAAACAUACAUUUUUCUUAAUCUGGAAAUUUUAACUAUAUAGGAGAUCUAAGAGUGAACAUAACCAAGUAUAAAUCAAAUUGGCCCUUGAUUACACUUAACCUUAUUAUGAAAGCUGAUUUGGAGGCAAACUACCAAAUGCUGUCGUUUUGAUAUAAAUAAUUUCACUCUCACCAGCUAAUUAAUUGAGCUGAACAUUUUACCUCACAUGAUACUUAAUACCGUCUAAUAUACAGAGGCUAAGAUUUAAACUUUAUUUUGUUGUGGAGUCCUAUGACGUGACUCUUUUUUCUUUGAAUCAGUUUAUUCUGCUUUUUUCCCCUUCUUUUUCUUUUCUUGCUACUCUAAGAUAACAAUAAACUAAAUUAUGUUGUGUUUUUUUCCUGUACCUGUUCAUUGUUUAAUUUUUUAAAAUACAUUAUUUCAGAAAGCAAAGAUUCUCAUGGUGUUACUGAGAUUUGUCUUUUUCUUCCUUCUUUUUUUUUUUUUUUCCCAGUUUGUAUUUUGUGAACAUAAAGAACAGGGAAGCCAAAAAAGCUUUCUUCAUAAGAUAGGUGAGGCCUUUGAUGAGGCUUUUAUAUAUAUUCCAAAAACAUGCCACAAGCCUGCUCUGAAUGAAAGGACCAGAUAGUAUCUUUCUUGACACAAUUGCUUGAAUUCUUGUGUGAUUGGUAAAGAUUUGCUAUUGCCAUGAGAGCAUCAACCCAUUUUAUUGAACCACUGAACACGUGCUCUUGUGUUCUGUGGUGACCUGAGAAUUCUAGACUAGUGAGAAAGGGACAAAGGAAAGCUUUUGUAUUUCAUUUUGGCUUCAAGAGCUUUAUUCCCACUGAGCAGUGUUUUCAAAUUAGUUCCACACACUCAUGUAGGGAGUCAUUUUCUGCUAGCUGAUUGUAGGCUCACUGAUAAUGGUUUAACUGCUUUGCCACUUUAGCUUGCAGAUCUUUUUUUCUUACAUUUUCAUUCUGUUUAAUACUACUGACAUAUUCGAAUGCCCAAAUAUUUCUCUCUAGUCUGUGGAGUGGGGUUAUUUGAAUUCUGAGAAAUCUCAUUAAAAUCAUUAAGCUCUAUACAGGCAUAUGUACUUCAUUUAUAAAUUACACACCAGAUUAUAAGAUCAAGCAUAUAAUUUUCAGAGUUUAAAAUUUUUAUUGGAUCAAGUUUUUUUAAUACACUGGUUUGUCACCUAAAAAGCCCUUUUUCACAGGCACUUUUUCUCUCUGUUCUGAUAACAAGCAUGGUGCAAUUAUCCAAUCUUUGUUAUCCAAUUCUUAUAGUUUAUAGGUUGAUAACCACUCAGUGAGCUAUGGCAUGGACCUUCCCCUGCUGCAUUCCCUAAAAAACAAAAACAAGAAAGAAAGAAGAAAGAAACCCCUCUACACUAACCAUUAAAUCGUAGGAUGAUCUAGAGAUAAAAGCAGAAUCUCUUUUUUGCUUUCCAAAUAUUUGCAUGGCCUUCAAAAGCUAUUUGCCUUUUGUGUUUAUAUUGGAUUUAUUUUUUUGGCCUACAUGCAGAAAGAGAAUGAUACAUAGUGAAUAAUGGACAAUAGAGAGGGAAAUGCUCUCAGCUUUCACAUCCAGCCUGUGUUUUGUAAUAUUUUUAAUGCCAUCUAUUUUUAUUUAAAUAGAAAUUGCUGACUAUUGUAAAGGGUUGUAAAUGUGAAAGUGUAAGAUAAAGUACUGUACAAGCAGACUAUCUGCAGGUUGACAGGUGACAAGAGAGACAGACGAGAGUUGGUAGAGUGCCAUUUUCUGCUGCAAAACUUUGAGACUUCACAUUAUUUCCAUGUGUGGCAGAACAGUGUAAAGUUUCAAAAGUCAGUGUUCUGUCAUUUGCAGAAUUACUUUUUGCUGUUCCUGAAAGGGGGAGUUUUGUAUCUGUAAAGCUUUAUAAAUCUUCACUUGGGCAAAAGGAAAAAUGCCCUGGUUGAAAGCUGAGAUCUGUGUCGUAUAAUCUUCAGGGAAACUGGCAGCCUGUGUCUUGGAAAGGUACGCUCAGAUGGAUGAAGAACUGGCUGGAGGGCCAGGUCCAGAGAGUGGUAAUGAAUGGAGUUAAAUCCAGUCGGUGAUUGAUCACUAGUGGUGUUUCUCAGGGGCUGGUACUGGGGCCUGUUCUGUUUGAUAACUUUAUUGAUGAUCUGGGUGAGAAGAUGGAGUGCACCCUCAGUAGGUUUGCAGAUGACACCAAGUUGGGAGGAAGCGUUGAUCUGCUUGAGAGUAGGAAAACCUUUCGGAGGGAUCUGGACAGGCUGUAUUGAUGGGCUGAGACCAGUGGGAUGAAGUUCAACGAGCCCAAGUUCUCCUCCUUGGUCCCAACAACCCCACGCAUCACUACAGGUAUGGGGCAGUGGCUGGAAGACAGUGCAGAGGAAAAGGAGCUGGAAAUGUUGGUCAGUGCUCAGUCAAAUAUGAGCCAGCAGUGUGUGAGGUUGCCAAGAAGUCCAAUGGCAUCGUGGCUUAUAUCAGUAGUGUUGCCAGCAGGAGCAGGAAGGAUAUUGUCCCCCUGUACUCAUCUCUAGUGAGGCUGCAUCUCAAGUACUGUAUUCAAUUUUGGGCUUCUAACUACAAGAAUGACAUCCAGGCCCUGGAGCAUGUCUAGAGAAGGGCAAUGAAGCUGGUGAAGGAACUGGAGCACAAGUCUUGUGAGGAGCGGAAUUGGGAUUGUUUCAUGUGGAGAAGAGAUGGCUCAGGGGAGACCUCAUUGCCCUCUACAGUGACUUGAAAGGAGGUUGUGGCAAGGUGGGGGUCAGCCUCUUCUCCUGGGUAAUUACAGACAGGACUAAAGGGAAUGGCCUCAAGUUGUGCCAGGGGAGGUUUAGGUUGAAUAUUAGGAAAGACAUCUUCUCUGAAAGACUGGUUAGACAAUAGAAUGGGCUACCCAGGGAGGUGGUUGAGUCACUGUCCCUGGAGAUGUUCAAGAAAUGCGUAAAUGUGGUACUAAGAAACAUGGUUUAUCAUGCAAUAUUGAUGGUAGGUGGACAGUUGGACUGGAUUUUAGAGGUCUUUUCCAAACUUGAUGAUUCUAUGAUUCUAUCUUCUGUUCUUUCCCUCUGGAUGGCACAAGAGAUUCCUUUGAACCUGUGUUGUACCUCAUGGAUUUUUUUCCACUGAAAGAACAGUAAUUCAGCGAGUUUAUUUUUCAUAUGAUUUGAUGUAAAAGGUCAUAUUCAAGGGAGGGACUGUUUUGUAAUCACUCUUCCCAAGGUAAUCUUUUCUGUUGCUCAUCUUGCUCCCUCGUCAUGUAACAUACUAUCUUGUGAUUUUGUUAAAGAGUUGAGAUGGAGGUGUUCCCCAAAUUUAUUUACUGUAAUAAUCAAUGAAUUUGAUGCCAAUAACUUGAAGACAGAUGUGAUCCAGUGAUUUAAUUGAAGUAUCGCAAUUAACAUACAUUAAAAACGUAUAUAUUUAUAACAUAUAUAAAUAUAUUUCACACAUGUAUGUCAUAAGGCUCUUAGUAGGUUACAGUUUGUGAAAAUUACAGUCAGUUAAUAAUGUGUCAGCUCCCCACUGUGUGCUUUGUAGGAUACUGAAUGGGUGUUACAUGAUUUAUUUCCUAGAUUUUGCAGGUUUUUUUGUAGCAUGCCAGAUGCCUUGCUGAUUGCUUGGUGAAGCCUAGAGCAUGAGCUCCCUCCUGCAAUGUUUAAGUUUUUCUGCAUUUACUUAAAAGUAUUACAGUCUUAAAAUCAGAAAAAUCACUUCCUCCAAACUUUCAUAAAGAACAUUUUCUGUUUUAGUGAGAGUAUUGUUUUAAUGUAGAUGCACAUUUGUGUGACAAUCCUAAUUUACUUCAGUUUUUUGAAUUGUAGGGAGUGCAUUCAUAAUGAAGCAAAUGUAUUCUAAUGUUGCUAGAAUGAUCACAAUGAUCUCAGUAAUUUAUACACUUCUCUGUGAUUUUAUGAAAAAAACAAUAAACCAACCCAACAGCAUUUAUUAUGCGUUUAUUAACACUGUCCAUAACAUAGUAGGAUCCCCUCUCCUUUUAUCGCUUCCACUCUGAUGUGUUUUCUUGACUUCCUCAUAUCUUCUCAUUCUUUCAUUCAACUGGUAUGGCAUAUUGAUAAAAGUGAGGUGAUGCUUUUGCUUGUAGAUUUAGGAAAUGGGAACAUCCAGUUAAGUUUCUCAGUUCACUUUACUCAUUGUAGUUCUGGUGAUUUUUUUGCAGUCUUUUGGGAUCACAGUACACCGUUUCUGUUCAAAUUUUUGCAUCUGUUCUCCACAGCACUCAUGCUUGAAAACCAGUUAGGAGGUAUUGAAAUACAUAUUUUCAGAAAGCAUAAAAUCCUGAGAUGAUUGAUGACUGGAGAUAAAAAUUGGUAGUUUCAAGGUGCAAGGUGUUCAAGUAAGCUAUAUGUCUUUAUGGUAUUCUGCCAUAUUGCCAUGCAGAAUGUUGCGUUAGGAUAGUAUAAUUUAAACACAGUGGAUAAAUUUCUGUGUGACAUCAAGAAUGUUCAACACCAUCGUGUACAGCAACUGGAUGUAAUAGGCAAAGAAAUUAAAGGGAGUUUAGAAAAUGAAAAAUUGUGCAAACCGUUGAUUUAAGAACUGAGGAUCUUAUUUGGUGCUCACAAAAGUUUCCAACGUCCUUCUUUUUGUAGUUUUAAUGUACAGUACAUAUAUAACGUAUGUAUUUCUGAGCCUGGGUAUACUAUCUAGUAUCUAGAAUGAGAUAUACAUUUAUAAUGCUUGGCUUUCAGAUUUAAGUCUGAGCAAACCAAGAGCUCAGUAAGGUCGGGCUAUAAUAGUUCCUAAAUGUAGGGCUUCUGAGAACUUGUUUGCAAAUUGAAGGAUUACUUCAUCUAGCAAAAGUGAUAAAGAAACUUACUAGAGUUGCAAAGAAUCAUUUCUGCAAAUGUCACAUAGAACCAAUUACAAUGGAAUGAAAAUAUUUUUAGGAUAGUUUGGAAUUUUGGAGGUAGUUAAAAAGGACUGUUAAGGAUGGGCAUUUGAGAUGUAUAUUUCAGUUCUACCUGUCUUUGAUUUAUAUCUCAUGUCCCCUGGUGAGUUAUAGGCUUUAGUUCCCUGUCUUGUUUCUACUGAUACCAUAUAUCAGGAGAGUGAAGCUCAAAAAUUUUUCAUCUCCAUCCUCUCAUCUUAUUGAUGGAAUUAUAACCCUUAUUUUCUUUCUGUUCCUCUUACCAAUUUUGUGUGUAAUUAUUUAUACAAAGUAGGACUGGUAGCAAUUUCUAGGAUUAAUAUCAAACAGACAUUUAUGUUUUAAACUUUGUUUGCUCUUAAUUAACAACUUCUCAAAGCUCUCUGUUGUUUAAAGUUUCCAUUUCUUACCUUCCUUAUAGAUCCGUAUUUAUUCUGCAUAGUUUUCUUUGGAAAUACCUGAGCAGUAUUAUACUAAACUAUGCUAUUAAGCAUUUCUUGUAUGUAGAAUGAAGUCAUUUUCUUUUUGUCUUUCAUCAUUUUUUCCUUGUUAUUUAUAUAUUUGGUUGUGGUUGCAUUUCUUUGUGGAAGGUGAAUCACCAAUUUUCACAAGCAGGCUGAACUGGCACACUAUUUGUACCCUAGCACAAAACAUGGAAUGUUUGGAAUACUAAAUCAAUAACUGAUCAUUUUUGUAACAUUUCUGAUGACCAUAGAGGAGGUGCUCCCAAAAUCUUCUCAUAGUAUCUUACAAUGCAGGAGUCAUUCUAUGCAACCUUUCACUUGGUCUUGAAUGCAAGCUUUCAGAUAGGCACCAGGCAGCCGCUCAGUCCCUGUCAGCCAAGUUAGUCUUGCAUUCACAGCUCUGAGCAUAACCUGGUCCCUGUGCUUGUUUCCUCACGACUGUCUUUCUUCUUUCCUUCCUUCCCACUCACUGGGCACUAAGACUAAAUGCCUGGUAAAGUCACCAGGUAGUGUCCAGGGCAUUUCUUGGCCCUGUCAAUGGCCAUUCAGAGCAAGGAUGAUAGAGAGUGGGUCCAUAGCCUCAGGGUAAAGACUCUUAGAACUCUGGUGGUAUCUGCAGGAGCCCAGGCAGAAAUGUGGGCGCUGUUUCCUCUCAACUGUCCACAGAUUCUGUCUAGUAACGCUGCACCCUAAAAUACUUUGAGUGAAAUCCUGAUUCUGUUGAAGUCAUCGGGCACUUAGGCAUUAUUUUUAUUUCAGCAAGGAUUUCACCAUUAUUUUUACUUCCCAGCUGUAUUUUGUGGUGGUGUUGGGGACCCUGAACAAUGAUGAAUGUGACUUCACAUUGUGAAAUAAAUUAUCUACUAGUUUCAUCCUUGCCUUCUUCCCAUUUGGAUAACUAAGAAUGUCUUCCAAGCAGGCUACCUCUCCAUUUGCAUGUGCAGCUGAUGGAGAGGAAACAAUGACCCAGGACUUAGCAUCACGAGACAAGGAAGAGGGCAACAGUGAUCAGCACGCGACCUCUCAUCUGCCUCUACAUAAUGUAAUGCACAACAAACCUCACUCUGAGGAGCUACCAACUCUAGUCACGACCAUCCAACAAGAUGCUGAGUGGGAUGGAGUCAUCUCAGCCCAACACAGAAUGGAAUCGGAGAGUAAUAAGUUAUGUUCCCUAUAUUCCUUCCGAAAUACCUCUACCUCACCACACAAGCCUGACGAAGGAAGUCGUGACCGGAGUGAGCUAAUGACCAGUGUUAAUUUUGGAACGCCAGAACGCCGCAAAGGAAGCCUUGCAGAUGUGGUGGACACACUGAAGCAGAAGAAACUAGAAGAAAUGACCAGGACUGAGCAAGAAGAUUCUUCCUGCAUGGAAAAACUACUUUCUAAAGACUGGAAGGAGAAGAUGGAAAAAUUAAACACAAGUGAUCUCCUUGGAGAAAUUAAAGGUACACCAGAAAGCCUGGCAGAAAAAGAGCGACAGCUCUCUACCAUGAUCACCCAGCUGAUCAGCUUACGGGAGCAGCUCCUGGCUGCCCAUGAUGAACAGAAAAAGCUGGCAGCCUCACAAAUUGAAAAACAACGACAGCAAAUGGAUCUUGCUCGCCAACAGCAAGAACAGAUUGCAAGACAACAGCAGCAACUUCUGCAACAGCAGCACAAAAUCAAUCUACUGCAGCAGCAAAUUCAGCAGGUUCAGGGUCACAUGCCUCCGCUCAUGAUCCCAAUUUUUCCACACGACCAGCGGACACUGGCAGCGGCUGCUGCAGCCCAGCAGGGAUUCCUCUUCCCCCCAGGAAUAACUUACAAGCCAGGUGAUAACUACCCUGUGCAGUUCAUUCCAUCAACAAUGGCAGCUGCUGCUGCUUCUGGACUCAGCCCUUUACAGCUCCAGCAACUGUAUGCAGCUCAGCUGGCAAGCAUGCAAGUUUCUCCUGGAGCCAAAAUGCCAUCUACUCCACAGCCACCAAAUACAGCAGGGGCACUCUCACCCACUGGGAUGAAAAAUGAGAAGAGAGGGACCAGCCCGGUAACUCAAGUUAAGGAUGAAGCAGCCCAGCCACUGAAUCUUUCAGCCCGACCCAAGACAGCUGAACCAGUCAAAUCCCCAACAUCUCCAACACAGAACCUCUUCCCACCUAGCAAAAGCAGUCCAGUGACAGUGACAAACAAGAGCGGUAUCCCCAGCCCCCUUGGUGGAUCUCUGGGAAGAGGAUCCUCUUUAGAUAUUCUUUCCAGUCUUAAUUCACCUGCCCUGUUUGGGGACCAGGACACAGUAAUGAAAGCCAUUCAGGAGGCUCGGAAAAUGAGAGAGCAGAUCCAAAGGGAGCAGCAGCAGCAACAGCAGCCACAUGGUGUUGAUGGAAAAUUGCCCUCCAUGAAUAACAUGGGUCUAAACAACUGCAGGAAUGAAAAGGAAAGAACAAGAUUUGAGAAUUUAGGCCCACAGUUAACAGGGAAACCCAAUGAGGAUGGAAAACUGGGCCCUGGUGUCAUUGAUCUUACAAGGCCAGAAGAUGCAGAAGGAAGUAAAGCAAUGAAUGGCUCUGCAGCUAAACUACAGCAGUAUUAUUGUUGGCCAACAGGAGGUGCCACUGUGGCUGAAGCUCGAGUCUACCGGGAUUCGCGGGGUCGAGCCAGUAGUGAACCGCACAUCAAACGACCAAUGAAUGCUUUCAUGGUUUGGGCUAAGGAUGAGCGCCGAAAAAUUCUCCAAGCUUUCCCUGACAUGCACAACUCCAACAUUAGCAAAAUCCUAGGAUCUCGCUGGAAGUCUAUGUCAAAUCAAGAAAAACAACCUUAUUAUGAAGAGCAGGCACGGCUAAGUAAAAUCCACCUAGAAAAGUAUCCUAAUUACAAAUACAAACCUCGACCAAAACGUACCUGCAUUGUUGAUGGAAAGAAAUUGCGUAUUGGUGAAUACAAACAACUGAUGAGGUCUCGAAGACAGGAGAUGAGGCAGUUUUUUACCGUAGGACAACAGCCUCAAAUUCCAAUCACCACGGGAACGGGGGUUGUCUAUCCUGGUGCUAUUACCAUGGCAACUACCACACCAUCACCUCAGAUGACAUCGGAUUGCUCAAGCACCUCCGCCAGCCCUGAGCCCAGCAUCCCCGUCAUUCAGAGCACUUAUGGGAUGAAGACGGACAGCGGAAGCCUUGCUGGAAAUGAAAUGAUAAAUGGAGAGGAUGAAAUCGAAAUGUACGAGGACUAUGAGGAUGAUCCCAAAUCAGACUAUAGUAGUGAAAACGAAGCCCAUGAGGCAGUCAGUGCCAACUGAGGAGUGUUCACAGAAUUAAAGUACUCAGACUCUCUUUUUUUUUUUUGGAUUUUUUUUUUUUGAACAAAAAGUUCUUAAAGAGCCUGCAUGCAUGUGUGGCUCCCACAGUUACAUCAGCAGAAUGGUCUUAAAUGUUUCUUAACGUGUGAGACAGAUUGUUUCCCUAAUUUUUCAUGAACUUGGGUUUUUUUGUUGUUUUUGUUUUUGUUUUUUUUAAAUUUAGAUGAAGACAUAUAUUAAAUAUCAGACAUCAGGACUUGAAAACUUAUAUGAAUCAAUAGCUGUCUUACAAGUCUUACCUUUUGUCUUUUUCCUUUUGGAUGCUGAUAAAGGCUUAAGUUACUGUUUUAGAUGGGGGUUAUACAUUCUCACUCAGGUAUGCUGUGCCAGCCUACAGGUUGUGAAUGUGUUUUUAUUCUGGAUUAUUUUAGAAAACAAAAACUGCAGAUUUCAUAUUGUGAAACAGAACAAGUCCGCAAGUGUGCACAUCUGUGCAUCAUAGCUCAUCUUUAAAAAAUUGUCUCUGAAUUCCACUUUUUUCCAUAUGUAUAGCUGAACUUCUGAUGUGCCAAACUUUUCUUAACUUUUGAAUCUUAACAUUUAAAAAAGAGUCUUAAAGGAGACACUGUAAAGUCUUAGACAAUCCUUUGGCAUCUUAAAAAAAAAUAUAUAAAAAUCUAAUUUUUUUCCAGAAAAUGGUGAAGUACUCAGGAAUCUGGAGACAGGAUAUUCUUAAGUAGUGAACCUGGUUGCCAUAGUGCAUGUGCCCAAUUGCUUUUGCCUCUUGAUGCCAUUAGUGUGAAGUUUUAAGUAAGCACAAAAGAGCGAUCACCAGCUAUGGAAGGGCCUGUCUUAGCAGUGUGAGGCCACCUUUGACUACAUUCUCUACCCUUUUGCUUUUAACCCUUCCAUUCAGUCUUAACACAUUUUCUCUUAAGUAAUUUAUUCAUUCCAGAAUGUCAAGGGUCCAAAUACUUAAUAUUUAUUUUUAAAAGUACUGUUGGUGGCAUUACACUUACAAUUCCUUAUUGAUAUUUUAAAGAGCUCUUUCUUUCUCCUCCCUCAAAUUACACAGGUAUGUGAAAAUAAACGUGCACCUGCUACUAAAAUGAACAUGACAUUUACGAAUGAGAAAUUCAAUUGUUUCCAUAACAGUGUGUGUUCAAGAAGCACUUGGAAACACUCUGUUAUACGUAACACAAAAUAAAGUGAGUAUUUUUUAUAUGUACAUACAGUACAAUACUCUAAAAACUUAUGUUUAUAGUUACAAACCUCUAUACUUAGCUGGACAGCAAAGGCAGAUGUGAAAUCCAAAAUCCAUAUAGAGUCUACCGUGAUGAAUUUUUAGGUCUUGUAGAAUCCUGCAGUGAAUCAUGGCUCCAUACAUCACGUUCCUUUUGUCACCUGAAGGAACUGUUUGCUAUCUUGAGUAUUUGUGCAAUGAUUUAAAUGUGGGACUCCUAGUGGAGGAGGGAAGGCCACAAAAAAGUGGCUUGCAAAGCUGAGAAGAUGAUGCAUCAAAAAUAUUUACUGAAUAUUAUUCAUAUGGGAAUGCGAACUAGAUCUUCAUGCGUGUUUGUAACGUUCCUUGGGAUCUUUGAUGGCAAGGUGUACUCAAAGUUUCUAUUUGUAUUAGUACUAGAAACAAUGCAAUUACUGCAGAAAAAUCUAGGAUAUACACAAGAAAGAUAUAUUCAAAGAAUAAGAGUUUGUUAACGUUCAGAGAAGGAAAAGAAAAAAGAAAUUGCCAUUUUUUCCCCCUUUCGCAUUCCACUCGUGUUCAUAAAUAUAUCUCUAUAAAAUGCAGAUCCAAUUAGCCUGGUGAAUACUUGUGCUGUAGCUCUUCAACUCCCUCAGCUUUUAUUUUGAAUUGGAUAUGUUCAACACAUUGGUGAUAAAUUCAGCCUCAGGCUGAGAGGUACGAAUGAGCCUAGGGCAGCUCUUCCCAAAGUCUGAGGGAAUCUUCCUGCAGAGCUGAAUGGGCUUUGCUUAGACCCCAGACAAUGAGAGGACUGUAGUACUAAUGCUGGUCAUCCUCGUGCUGUUGUACUAUCCUGCAGAAAUUCGUGUGAGGUGCAAUGAUAAGAUGCUGUAUCUGGAGCUGCCAUUUUCCUCAGAGCCCCAGUAAUACCUCUUAGAGCAGAGGGAGCCAUUGUUGCCACUGUAGGGAUCACAUUUAAAUGUGCAAGAACAACCCCCAAAACAAAGAAGAUUGUUCAAUUUACAGGACAAUUUAUAAAGAUAAUGGCAUAGAAACACAAUGGUCAGACUGCUCUGACCAUUUUGUAAUUUGGAACAAAAUGCUAUAUUUUUAAUAUUUAUUUAAAUGUGUUCUGAGUCCAUGUCUAAUAAGCAAUAAACCGGUCUAGCCAAGACUUUAAAGGCAAAUGCUGUGUCAUUAGCUGGUGAGCGCCCUCUUCAAGCUGGCUAAGGUACUGAUAGAAAGUGUUUUUUGUUCUCACAAUUGCUUGGGAAUUGGAACUGUUUUUAAUACAUUCAGCUCAGAUUGGGGGGAGGGUACAAUUAUUUCCUGAAAGAAAUGACUAUUUAUUAAUGUCUUACAUAAUUCUUGUGUUAGAAGUAUCUCUCCCUCCUCCCAUGUCACUUUUUCUCUCUUGCUCUUUUUUUUUUUUUUUUUUUUUCUGGUUUUGUUGCAUUGGUAGAAUGCUGUAUUGCUAGUAUUGUAUUUUAUGUAAUGAUUUUUUUUUUUUUGCACAAAGGCAAACAUUUAGAUUAGUUGGUUAAUUUUUUUUAAAUUUUAUGACCAUGCCAAAAUAAUAUUCUGCAGGCUUGUGGAGAACAAAGGACUGUUCUUUAGGACUGAAACUUGAUUUUGCUUGUAGUACAAAAAAACACACACUCACAGAUGUUGUUUCGUAAGUGUUAUAAGCACUGGAUAUAAAUGGUAUUUUUUAUCACUUCUGACUAAUGUGAAACUGUUGUACGAAAACUACAUGAACAAAAGUCAUCUGUUUCGACUCGUGUGGGCCUGCCUCACAGUUGCCGGAUUUGAGUCAUUUUUAUGUCUUGUUAUUUCAUUUAUUUAUGCAAAAUACAUGUAUGUAUGAACACUUUGUUUUAGCUCCAGCCCUGCCUCAGUGCUGAUGCUCUCUAUGUUAAAGCCACAUUCUUGAAAAUGACUGGCUGUUCAGGAAUCGCCAGCUGGUAAAAAUUGCAUUUAUUGGCUGGGGAAAUGGGAGGAACAUAUUUGAAUUUGAAUUGUGCAUAUGAGCAUUUUAUUCUAUUUAUUAGCCGACAUUGGCUCUAAAAUGUCAGUAGAAGGAAGGACAAUCAUAAGGAUAAAAAACAACUUUUUUACUUUAUUAAUCGGAGCUCAAAACAAAGUUUUUGAUGAAUUUACCAUCUCAUUUUAGAUUUUUUUUUUUAAAUUGUGUAAAUAUAACAUAGGAAAUAGAAUUUUAUUUUUUGUUCAUGGAUACUUAGUGAAGUAUAAGUUAUGUAUUUACUUUUGUUCUAUAUCAGUGUAUGUUGGUCCAUAUUAAAUGCUGACAAGUCACUGUACCUCAUGUAGAUGCUGAAUUUACACCCGCAGUGUGAGCGCAGUAUUGUGAACCUGUAGCUGGGACAGCAAGAUGCCUCACUUGUGCUCUCACUGAUUUUUGAUAGCAUAUCCCACAAACACAGAAUACUUUUUUCUUGUUUUAGAAAGUUGAUACAUGAAACACACCAAAUUGCAGAUACAGCUGAUAGGAAACACAGUUUGUUUUCUGAAUCCAAGUAAAACUGAUUAAAUGUUUUAGUUCUUAACAAGAAUGGCAUUUGGAAGUCAAAAGCAUACCCCUGGAGAGACUGUCAUGAAUAAGAUGGCCCUUGCAAUGCAAUCAAGACUUAGUAAAAUCAAAUCUUUAUUUUUGACAUUAAGUAAAUCACACUAUUGUUACGUUAGGCUGUAAUGUCAGGGGAAAAGGUUCACACAAAACACAAACAGGACUUUCAGAAUUGCUCUUUAAAUGUUGUGUUUGAGUCUCUCUUAAUAACUCUGACUGAAAAAAAUAACAACUCCAUUCAGGUCAUGCACAAAUACAGUAAUACUAUUUUCUCCACGAAUGAACAGCUUAUUUAAUUAAUACAGAUACAGUAUACUUUCUUUUUGGAAAAAUUUUAAGUGCUUGUUCUCAAGAGACGAACACUCCUGAAACUGUCUGAUAUGAGCUAGUAUAGUUCACUUCCUAUUCCAUGAAACGGGGUUCAGGUUUACAUGGAGGUACGACUGAUGAAAUAGCCUAGUUCUGGUUGAUACAUGUGUUCAGGUGUCACCGUUUAGUUCAUGAAACUGCCUGCUGGGAAUACACGGGAUCACAAUGUGCUCCUAAAUCAGCGUACUCAGGUGCAGCACGAGGCAGGGGGAGGGCAAAGGACGGGACUGCUCGGGGUUGGGAAUGCAAAACAAACAGCGGCAUUGCAACGUAUGCAGCAGUCAGCUGAGGACAGCUACUGCUUUGAGCAUAAACACAGCCUCCACCCAAUGCAACCUGAACUGCGGUCCUCUCACUGGGUUGGCUUUCUGGUUUCGUUUUUUGGUCAUAUCAAAGGCGUGGCAUUUCAAAAAUCAUCUCCUAGCAAAGCAUACAACAUGAUUAACACCCCCACCCUCCCUCAGCAAAACACUUAUCUACUUGCUUAAUUUUAAGCACGUUAGUACUUCUGUGGUGGUCACGAGGACCAGUAGAACGUUGGCGUUAAGUAGGGCAAUCUUUGCUGAUCAGGGCCACAGUGUGAACAACUGCACUGGAGAUGCAGCCAGCAGAAUGUAUGAUAGCGUUCUUCAUGUUUUUAUGAGACGUUGAUGAAUGGGCUUGGACCCUAGGUGUUUUGCAUGCUUUUUUAAGAUUCAAGUUGGCACUUAAGCAUGUUCUUUUAAAAGAAUAAUAUUAUAUGACCUCAUCUGAUCUUUGACAAAACACUUACUCUUUUGCUUUAAAAAACAACUUCCCCCAAACCUUUUUUUAUAUGACCCAUUAAUAUCUGUGAUUUUUCUCAGAUCAAACUACAUUUUUGAUAUGCUGUAAUGUCCUACUAAAGGAGGAAAAAGAAAAUAAGAUAUAGGUAUAUGCAAAUAUAUUUCGUUUUAAUCCAUUGCCCUUUUUUUUUUUAAUACCAGAUUUGCUGGAAAUGGUGACAAAGAAGUAUUCUGAGAUUUCACACGCUGGGUAAAAAGGGGGUGGGGUAGGGUGAACUGGGCUAAAGGAAAACUUAUCAAAUUGAUAUUUAUGGCAAUAUGAAAGCUAUAAAGCAACUUAGUGACAUGGCUUGCUUUGUAAUUUCCGCUUUCUAAAAACCACAAGUGAGGUCCUUGGUGCUCUUGGAUUAUGGGGAAUGUGCAAAUAUUUAACUGUUUGUAUGCUGCACAUUGCAGACCUGCUAGUGUGCAUUCUCCGUUUGUCUUCCUUUGUCAUUUGUGUUUUGCUUUCUAGAAAGCAAUGUUGUUUUUUUUUUGUACCCUUCUUCAGCUUGUAGCAAAAUAGUAUGCUUAGCAUUUAUGUUCAUUCAUUAUUGUAUUUCCCAUGUACAAAUUUUUUUAUUACAUUAAGACAAGCUUAUAAGCUGUUACUACAUAACUUAUCUUACUGUAACUCUUAUUUCCUGACAUUGUAAUUUGUUUGUGAUGUAUAUUGUGAGAUUGUACUCUAUGUUAAUUUAAUCAGCACAAUUCACUGACAUGCUGGACUGACAUGCUAGCUGCUGUUUCAAAUUGUAAAGUUUGUGUAGAGCUGUUGGGACAACUGAAACUCUCUUGUCUAGGUACUAUGCUUUGAUUCCUAUAGCAACACUGUGGGUGCAGCUCUUAAUGGCGGGGGCUGCUUGUUGGACACCCACUGGCUAAUUUAACAGGCAGGUUUUCUUUGUAGAAAUUCUAUAUACAAUGCAGGUACCUACCUGGGCCCAUGGCCGGUAAUUAUUUGGGCGUGUAGAGGAAAAACUAGUGUCUAUUGCUGCUUUGAAUAUGUUUUAAAGUCUGAAAAUGUAAAUAGUUUAUCAAAAAAAAAAAAAAAUCUUGUACAGUCCAGUGUAAAGUUUUUAAAUGGACUUAAAGGUUGCCAUCACAUCUCACACUCUCCUCUUGAUACAGUUGGAAAAAAAAAAAAAAAAAAAAGACAAAGGAAAAAGUUUGCUAAGGAUACUGAGUAAAAAAAGAAAUCUGUUCUCAGUUUUAAAAAAAGAAUAGUUAUUCUUAGCUCUGCUUCAUUGCAUAAACAGACUUCUUGGAUUUUGUUGUGCAGUAUUGACGUGAGGUAAAUUAAAUAUUAAAUAAUCUUUCAGUGGUACUUUUAAGAGUCUUCUCCUCCUCUGCCUCAGUUAUUAAUGGAAAAGACAAAAUUGAAAGACACUGUCCAUAUACAGUAUGUUCUGGUGUACAUUGGCACCUUACCUACAUGUUUCGGGUGGGGGGAAUGUUUUUUUUUUUGUUGGUUUUUUUUUUUUUUUUUUUUUUUUUUGCACAAGGUGCUUUCCUGAUAUGUUAAACAUGUCAUCUUUGGGUGAUACAGUAUAUGCCAUGAUAGGGGUUUAGACCCCUCAGGGGAGUGUCUAUAAGACUGCCUAUUUAUGCUCAUUUACCUCAAGACUGUCCUCUCUACCCUUAAUCUAUUCACCAUCACUCCAUCUUUUGUACUGCUGUUGACACUUACAAAUUAAAGAUAAAUUUUGUUUUAUGA